AUUGCUGCCUUCUUUCCUUCUUUGAGAGACACUUCUGUACGGACGCUUCACUCGAACCGACCGGGAGAGGGAGAGAGGCCGAGACGCAGAAUCUAGGAAUGGCUUCCUCCUCUUCCUCUUCCUUCGCGGCGCCUCCGGCUGCGGUCUCGUCGGCGUCUGAGGAAGAGCUGACCCUGACGGUGAAGUGGAGCGGGAAGGAGUACACCGUCCGCAUCUGCGGCGACGACUCGGUGGGCGAGCUCAAGCGCCGGAUAUGCGAGCUCACCAACGUCCUCCCCAAGCGCCAGAAGCUCCUCUACCCUAAGGUCGGCUCCAAGCUCGCCGAUGACUCCGUCUUGCUCUCUCAGCUCCCCCUUAAGUCCUCCCUCAAGAUGACCAUGAUCGGUACUGUCGAAGAUGAUAUCAUUGUUGACCAAGUGGAUUCUCCGGAGAUUGUUGAUGACUUUGAGCUUGGACAAGAUGAAGUUGUUGACAUCAAAGAUAAGGAAGUCAAUAAACGGAAACUGAGGAAACGGAUCGAUCAAUACAAGAUUAAGACCCGGAAUCCUUGCCGUGAAGGAAAGAAGCUGCUAGUCUUGGACAUUGAUUAUACUCUGUUUGAUCAUCGAUCCACAGCAGAGAACCCUCUUGAAUUGAUGCGUCCUUAUCUCCAUGAAUUUCUCACGGCUGCAUAUGCAGGAUAUGAUAUCAUGAUAUGGUCUGCAACCAGCAUGAAGUGGGUUGAAGUUAAGAUGGAACAACUCGGAGUCCUUAACAAUCCGAGUUACAAAAUCACCGCUCUCUUAGAUCACUUGGCUAUGAUUACAGUACAAUCAGAUACGCGGGGGAUCUUUGAUUGCAAGCCCCUUGGCCUGAUCUGGGCUCAAUUCCCCGAGUUUUACAGUCCAAAAAACACCAUAAUGUUCGAUGACUUGCGAAGGAACUUUGUAAUGAACCCUCAGAAUGGCUUGAUAAUCAGACCAUUCAGAAAGGCCCAUAAAAGUCGAGAUAGUGACCAGGAGCUCGUGAAGCUCACCGAGUACUUGCUCACCAUUGCGGACCUUGAUGACUUAAGUGGCCUUGACCAUAACAACUGGGAGAUGUUCCAUGAGGACACUGCCAAGAGGCAGAGGCACUCGUGAUCCUCUAUGUUGGGCUCGUUGAUCUUACAGCAUGUUUGCUGUACUCUUAUUUGAAGGGUGUUCGAAGUUGCACCAUCACAUCAAGGCUUUUGGACAUCUUCCUCGGCAGGGACAUGUUAUGCUCUACUUUUUUGCAGAAGCGACCUUUUUAUCUGAGGGAUGUUGAACGCUAAUUAUCAGAUACCCACUUUAGCUUCUGGCUACUUGUGUUAUUUCGCCCUUUUUGACGUCUAUAUUGUACUCGGUAUAUAGCUAGUCGCAAUACAGCCACAGGAGUUUGGGCUUUCAUGCAAUUUGGUUAUCUCCUUAUGAUUCAUUUCAUCCAGUUUUUAUUUA
Messenger RNA from Punica granatum (pomegranate), 1457 nucleotides. The record is from RefSeq and is a predicted model, not a curated record. NCBI's taxonomy places the organism in Eukaryota, Viridiplantae, Streptophyta, Magnoliopsida, Myrtales, Lythraceae.